Molecule: messenger RNA, 1674 nt
Organism: Octodon degus (degu)
Lineage: Eukaryota; Metazoa; Chordata; Mammalia; Rodentia; Octodontidae
Gene: Ube2q2
Product: ubiquitin conjugating enzyme E2 Q2
Exons: 13
Coding region: 171-1295 (374 amino acids)
Source: RefSeq, a predicted model, not a curated record
GCCGGCGAGUCGGUCAGUUACAAAGGCCGCCGCGCCCGCCCUCGCCGUUUUCGCCUCACCGCACGGCCCUGGGCGGACGCGGAGCCCCAAACGCGGCCCUGGCCGCGAGCGGUCGCGGUGACGGCGCCCCCGGCCGGCUCCCUCCGCACCCCGCCGGAGAUGAGCGGAAGAUGUCUGUGUCGGGGCUCAAGGCCGAGCUGAAGUUCUUGGCGUCCAUCUUCGACAAGAACCACGAGCGGUUCCGCAUCGUCAGCUGGAAACUGGACGAGCUGCACUGCCACUUCCUGGUGCCGCCGCUGGGCAGCCCACGCUCGCCGCCGCAGCCGCUCACUCUGCACUGCAACAUCACGGAAUCUUAUCCAUCUUCUUCACCCAUAUGGUUUGUAGACUCUGAUGACCCAAAUCUGACAUCGAUUCUGGAACGUCUAGAAGAUACUAAGAGCAACAACUCGCUUCGUCAGCAGUUGAAGUGGUUGAUAUGUGAGCUCUGCAGAUUAUAUAACGUGCCUAAGCACCUGGAUGUUGAGAUGCUAGAUCAACCACUACCCGUGGGUCAGAAUGGGACAACAGAAGAAAUAACUUCUGAAGAGGAGGAAGAGGAAGAGAUGGCUGAAGAUAUAGAAGACUUAGAUCACUAUGAGAUGAAGGAAGAAGAGCCUAUUAAUGGGAAAAAGUCAGAGGACGAUGGAAUUGAAAAAGAAAAUUUGGCAAUAUUAGAGAAAAUUAGGAAGACUCAAAGGCAAGACCAUUUAAAUGGUGCAGUGUCUGGGUCUGUGCAAGCUUCAGAUAGACUUAUGAAAGAGCUCAGGGACAUAUACAGAUCACAGAGUUACAAAACAGGGAUCUAUUCGGUGGAACUCAUAAACGACAGUUUAUACGAGUGGCAAGUAAAGCUGCAAAAAGUUGAUCCUGAUAGUCCUUUGCACAGUGAUCUUCAGAUCUUAAAAGAAAAAGAAGGCAUAGAAUAUAUUUUGCUUAACUUCUCUUUUAAGGAUAACUUUCCAUUUGAUCCUCCAUUUGUUCGAGUAGUGUUACCUGUUCUCUCAGGGGGGUAUGUGUUGGGUGGAGGAGCAUUAUGUAUGGAGCUUCUCACAAAACAGGGCUGGAGCAGCGCCUACUCCAUAGAGUCUGUCAUCAUGCAGAUCAAUGCCACCUUAGUCAAAGGCAAAGCCAGAGUGCAGUUUGGAGCAAAUAAGAAUCAGUAUAAUCUAGCAAGAGCCCAGCAGUCCUACAAUUCCAUUGUACAGAUACAUGAGAAAAAUGGUUGGUAUACUCCUCCAAAGGAAGAUGGCUAAAUAUGUAGACUCUGUGUAGCCGGACCAAUGCUGCUUUAAAGAAAACCUUUCCAACAUGCAGACACAAGCUUUGAGUGCCGAGUCGACCACACAGAGACGUUAAUGCCUAGAUCUGUAGUGAUAACCCAUCACUGACACAGCCUCAGUUCUGGCCUUUCUGUGAGCAGCUGGGCCCAUACUGUAUUCUUCCUGAUUGGUAUAUGCACUGCCACCCCUUGCCAUCUCUUCCUUGAAAAGUGAAGUCUUGAAGCAGGCAAGUCAGCAUCAGGUCAUUGAAGCUGCGGUGUCACAGUAACUUCCUUAAUAUUGAACCUAUGGGUUAUGAGAAUUUGCAAAAUACUGUUCCAUUUAGAGCCAAUAAAAAUUUAAUCGAUGUUCA